AUGGCAAGAAAAUACAUGGAGCGAAAACUAUCUAAAUCUCAUCGGAGCACCAUACCCACGAGUUUCAAAGUGCCCGAGCCCUUUGAAUUCUACAACAAAGCGACGCCUUUUGUGCAGCGUACACUUCUAUUUGUCGCUGACGAAAACUCUGGCCCUAAAGCAGUUCAUAAUGCAAGUGAGAACGACACACAGGCACCGGAAGAACCCGGCACGUCCAAAUCUCACGAUGAGAAAUCGCCCAAGAAGAGCUCAUUUUUCUUCUCACCCUCGAAAAGUUGUAAGAUUCAUGGGCGCAGUUUUUUCCGGCUUCAGACGAGCCCAAAGAAGUCGAAAGCGGAGGCUUGUGAUGUAGCCACUGGCAACCGCGGGGCGGGGGCUCCGGGGCCGGGGGGACUCAUCAGCUACGCUCCCGGCUGGUCUCUGAAGGGGGAGCAUCUUAUGAAAUGGCAGGAAUCCGGGAAAACAACAAUAGAGAUCUACACCGAUUGGGCAAACCACUACCUAGAACGAGCCAGGUCCCGACGAAGGGCUGGCACUUCUGGAGGCGGCCUGGCUCGUGACUGUGCUGACGGCUUACUCCUGGCAGAUGUUCUUGAAGGUGUAACUGGACAGAAAGUACCACGAGCUCACCGGAAACCGAGGAACCCACAACAAAUGCCCUGGUUGGAAAACGUGCAGUGCUGCUUAGAUUUCCUUCACGCCCAAAAAGUCCAGGGUUUAGAGUCAGUUACAGCUGUUGACAUACGAGAUGCUAAAUUAAAAGCGGUGUUAGCUUUAUUUUUCGCUUUAAGCAGACACAAGCAAGCAUCAAAACAGAGAAUAACGCCACCUAGCGGCCAUGCAACGAACAGCGCUAAGAACUCAAACGAAGACGUUGCUGUGAGUUCCGUCCAACGCAUAACAGGUGGCAGCAGCGGUGAUGAUAUACUAACUGUCUGUGGGAAUAACAUCGAUAUGACGACGUUGGCAGCCAAUAGGUAA
Molecule: messenger RNA, 981 nt
Organism: Leptosia nina
Lineage: Eukaryota; Metazoa; Arthropoda; Insecta; Lepidoptera; Pieridae
Source: the annotation of a GenBank genome assembly